CACAGACACCAACUCCGCCGGAAUCUGACUCCCUGCCAUCAACCACCGCCUGAAACUCCUUACUAAAUGGGAAAACCAGCUAAGAUUUUCUUAUUCUUCAUCUUCUUUACAUGUUUCUUAACUUCGAUUCAUUCUAUAAAUCCAAUUUGUAACUCAAAAACAUUUUCGGAUCCAAAAACCUUAAGAUCAGAUCAAAUCACAGUUUUAAUCAACGGCUACUCGGAAUCACGUAUCCAUCUCCUCCGCCGCAUCGCCGCCAGAUACUCCUCCUCACCCUUCGUCGCAUCUGUACUAAUCCUCUGGGGAAACCCAAAAACACCACCAGAAACCCUAACUCAAAUCACUCAGAACCUAACAUCAUACUUCGGCGGUGCACCAAUUUCAUUACUCCUCCAAUCAACAGACUCACUAAACUCAAGAUUCCUCCCCAGGCCCGAAAUCACCACCCGUUCCAUCGCAAUCUGCGACGACGACAUUGAAAUCGACACGAAAUCAUUUGAAUUCGCAUUCAAGAUAUGGGAUUCGAAUCGCGAUAAACUCAUCGGAUUCUUUCCGAGAUCCCACGACCUUGAUUUGUCCCUCAAAUCGUGGAUUUACACGGUCCAUUCGUACAAAUACUCGAUCAUGUUAACCAAACUCAUGAUCAUGAAGACGGAUUAUUUGGAGAAAUACAGUUGCAGUGCUGACGGUAAAAUCACAAUGCUAAGGGAUUAUGUCGAUGAGAUGAAGAACUGUGAAGAUAUUCUGAUGAAUUUUGUGAUUUCGGACGAAGCGGAUUCGGGUCCGGUUUUGGUGGAAGCGAAGAGAUUGAGAGAUCAUGGUGAUGCAAGGAAUGAAGAGAAUGGUGAAAUGGAGAUGAGGAAUGUUGGGUUGAGUAGCAGAAGAAGAGAACACAGGAAAAGAAGAGGUGAAUGUAUUAGAGAGUUUCAUAAAGUGUUGGGGAGAAUGCCAUUGAGGUAUAGUUAUGGGAAGUUGGUUAAUUCUGUUGGGGAACAAGGGUUGUGUGUCAAAGGUGGCAAAUUAGUGUUUUGUGAUCAACAAAUCUUUUGAUUUUGAUGCAAAGUUAUGUAAAAUCUGUAACACAUCAUUGUAUAAUGUAGUAUCAAGCAAACAAACAAACUUGGAGUUA
Papaver somniferum (opium poppy) is the source of this 1129-nucleotide messenger RNA. Its product is annotated as glycosyltransferase family protein 64 C3-like. The record is from RefSeq and is a predicted model, not a curated record. The transcript has a single exon. Lineage: Eukaryota; Viridiplantae; Streptophyta; Magnoliopsida; Ranunculales; Papaveraceae. The coding region runs from base 67 to 1050 and encodes 327 amino acids. Gene Ontology annotation, molecular function: glycosyltransferase activity. Gene Ontology annotation, cellular component: membrane.